GGUCUAUGUAGUCUUCAAAAGGGCGGCUGGUUGCUCGUUCGCUGGGCGAGCUGAGCCAAGAAAGACAGAACUAUUUAUGUGGAAUCUACCGCCGUGGAUGGAAACGCUAGACCAUCCUACGUCGCAAAGUUUCCAAAAUCCUUUAGCUGACGUCCAUAAAGGGCCGGGACUAGGAGUUCAAUCUGGCGUUUCUUGCGAAUAUGGAGUCGUCGACUCAGUGAAUGGAAUAAGCUCCGUUUCGAGCCCUGAGGGGCAUGAAAAACGCACAAGAAGACUUUCUCACAAAUACGACGAGUUUGAACAACCUUCAGUGCGAGGAAUGGCUCAACCAAAUCCACAGCAACCAGCACCCAAGACCAGAACCACAAACCAACUGCAAUUUUUGCUGAAAACUGUGCUAAAAGGGUUAUGGAGACACCAUCAUGCAUGGCCUUUCCGCGAACCCGUAGACGCGGUCAAACUAAAUCUACCGGAUUACCAUACAAUCAUUAAGAAACCGAUGGACCUGGGAACAAUCAAGAAAAAGCUCGAAAAUAACGAGUAUCCCUGCGCUCAAGAAUGCAUUGAGGAUUUUCGGCUGAUGAUAAACAACUGCUAUACCUACAACAAACCAGGAGAUGAUAUUGUGCUUAUGUGCCAAUCCAUGGACAAACUUUUCCAUCAGAAGAUAGCCAUGAUGCCUCCAGAGGAAAAGGAGAUUAUCAUUGGAGUAAAAAGAAAGCCAGGCGAGGGAGGUCAUGGUGGGAAAAAGGGCAGGAAACCAGGUCCAAGACCUAUGGAACAUGCAAUUCCAGUUGCUCCUGAUAGUACACCAAUGACCAUGAUUCCCCCGGUUGCAGCCCAGCCAAUCACAGUCACAGCGACCAUGGCAAUGCCAACACCAGCAGAAGCAGCUACCACAGCACUUCCAACACCUUCUCUCGCACCGGCUGCUCCAGCACUACCAGUCCCAACUUCAUCAUUACCUCUAGCCAAGGUGAAAAAGGGGGUUAAGAGAAAGGCCGACACAACUACACCAACGACACCAAUGAGUGAUCUGAGCGAACCAUUACCAACCUCCAAACCAGCCAAGGUGCCAGCAAGGAGAGAGUCCACACGCACUGUUAAGAAACCCAACAGGGACCUCCCAGAAGGGCCAAGCCUGGCUAGUUUGCGCCAGGGCCAAUUAACAUACGGCGUUGCUGAUCUGUGGGAUUCUACGUCAAGGGGAAAGAAGAAGCCACUCACAGAGCAGCUGAAGUACUGUAGCACAAUCCUCAAAGACAUGUUUUCUAAAAAGCAUUAUGCAUAUGCGUGGCCGUUCUAUAAACCAGUUGAUGCCGAAGCUCUAGGUCUCCACGACUAUCAUGACAUCAUCAAGCAGCCUAUGGACAUGACGGAAAUCAAGAAUAAGCUUGAGAACAGGGCGUACGAUUCCCCAUCAGAGUUUGCUGCUGAUAUUCGACUUAUGUUUAGCAAUUGUUAUCGUUAUAAUCCCCCUGAUCAUGACGUGGUCAAGAUGGCCCGCCAACUCCAGGAUGUCUUUGAAAUGAAAUUUGCCAAGAUGCCAGAGGAGACUAUAAUUGCACCACCGUCCCCUCCCCCGGCCCAACCAGAGGUGGAACCUGAGCAGCAAGAGAGCUCAGAUGAGGAGACCUCUGUCUCCAAUGACAGCGAGGCAGAGAGGGCAGAGAAACUCUCUCAAUUACAACAACAGCUAAUCUCUGUACAUGAGCAGCUAAGCAAGUUGACCGGAGAAAGUGUCCUUGUAACGAAAACAAAGAAAAAGCCUGAAAAGAAAAUUAAAAAGGAGCCACCCGCUAAACCCAAGCCUGUGAAACCCCCAAAACAACAGGCUACUAAAACCCCCAAGGCUGAAAAACCACCAAAGAAAUCUGCUUCUAAGCGGUCUGCAAAGAGCAAGAUUGUGGCAAAAAAGAAAACAAUUGAGGAAGAUAGUGAUGAGGAGGAGACUGCCAAAGCAAUGACAUACGAUGAGAAAAGGCAGCUUAGUUUGGAUAUCAAUAGGCUCCCAGGUCCUAAACUUGGAAGAGUUGUACAUAUUAUUCAGUCACGAGAAAAACAAUUACGGGAUUCAAAUCCUGACGAAAUAGAAAUAGACUUUGAAACACUAGCUCCCUCUACUCUCCGAGAACUGGAGAAGUAUGUUCAGUCCUGUUUAAGGAAGAAGCACAAAACGCCCGCAAAGAAGCCGAAAAAUGCUGAAGAGAGGGAACAAGAGCAAGCUAGAAAAAAAGAAGAGCUAGAAAGACGCCUUCAGGAUGUAAGCGGCAAACUAGGUGCUCCUGCUCAGAAAAAGGCAGCUAAAAAAGACUCUCAUACAGAGCAGCGCAUAAUUGAUGUAGUGGGCAGUGAGCCACGCCCAACCCGUCUGAGCGCUAGUAGCAGCAGCAGCAGUGGGUCAAGUAGUAGCUCUGGCUCAUCAUCAAGCUCUGGCUCCUCAAGCUCUGGAUCCAGCUCUGAGUCUGAAUCAGAAACUGUGGGAAAUGACCACAAGACUGCCUCUAAAACCAAGAGCAAACCAGUUGGGCAUUCUACCACUCCCAAGCCAGCCACUGUGUCACCUUCCAAACCACCCAAACCUUCAGUCCUUCCUGCUUCAGGGAAAAUGGCAGAUAAAGCUAGAGGUGGGCAUGCAGCCCAUCCAGUAACAACCCGGCCAAGUGGGGUGACCACAAAUGAGGGUGUUGCCGACCCCAUCCCUCCUGUAUCCACCAAGCCAACACCUGCAGUAAUCCCCAAAGUCGUCACAGCUGCACCUAAAGCAGCCACUGUUACACAUACCGUCAACAGCUCCAAGAUGCCAACGACCCCUGUAUCUAAGACCCCUAUAUUCACUGCCAUGAAAACUGUAACAGCAACACCAAAAGCUGCAGUAACCACACCCAAGCCAUCGUCAAUUAUUUCUGCAGUCUGCACCACUGUGUCUAGCUCUGUAAAGGAGAAAAAUUCAAGUACCAUUACAGAAAAGACAUCCACUCUGGCCGGCCCCAAACCAGCUGGAGCAUCUGGUCUGACGUUCUCUAUCGGUGAACUGCCUGGUUCCCUGGCUUCGAUUGGUCAAAAGGCAGAGCAGUCUGGGACCAUGAAAAAGGAUGGGGUUUCUAAACCUAUUCGGCAUGUACCAUCUUGGUCCAGCUUGAGCAGUGCAGGCUCUCCAGCACCACCUAGAACAUCCUCCUCUGCUAGCAGCUUUGAGAAGUUUAGACAGCAGGCUAAAGAAAAGACAGAGAGGGAAAAAGCUCUGAAGUUGCAAGAGGAGCAGAUGAAACAGCGACGUGAACACGAGGAAGCAGAGAGACAAAGGCAAGCAGAGGAGAGGAAGAGGGAAAAAGAGGAGGAUGAAGCAUUAGAACGAGCUCGACAGCAACACAAGGAAGAUCAAGCCAAACAAGACCAGAAGAGGAUGAAAGAGAGGAUGCGGGAGGCUGAGAGGCGGCGACGUGAAGCACUCGCGGGCACCAUCAACAUGAAUGAACAAAGUGACAUCAUGGCCUCCUUUGAGGCUGAAAACCUCUACUAGCUACACUAGCAGCAUAAGUAGCGCUAGCAGUAUUACUGGUGGAACCACAAUAAUUCACCCUUAUAAUAACAGUUCUGUAUGCCGGAUAAAUUAGCAAAGAUAUUACUAAUUUACAAAAAAAAUGUUUUAUAUAUUUCCUAUUUAUAGAUUUUAUAUAAUUGAGAUUUGCUUGGUUUCAUUGCGUAAUUACGCCCAGUAAGACUGUUUCCUUAUGAUGUAAGCUCAACUUAAAUCACUUGUGUGUUAAUUGGUUAUAGUGACAUUCGCCAUCAACAGUCUGUCAUUUCUGAUCAUACGUUCUUUUCAAAACUGUUGUCACUGUCGGCCAGAUAUGUGUACAUAUGCUACGUGACUACUGGGCAGAUGUGAUCAUCGCUGUGAUUGCAUUGUAUGUUAGUAUUACUGCCUAUCAGACCAGAUCGGUUCCAGCAAGAACCUAUCGCACUGUAAAGUAAAACUUUCCCGUGUAACGAUCAACAUUUGAAAUUCCCAUAUACAGAUACAAUGCGAUUUUUAUGGGCAUUGCCAUAGGAUAAAUACAGGUUCCGAUGUGUUUCAACCACUUACCCUAGACUACUAUAGAAUACACACUAAUUGUAUUUAGCCUUUUGAGCGUGUGCGUAGGUUAUUAUAAAUAUUUUCAUAGUUUAUUCAUUUUCCCGAGAUUAAGAUGUUGUGAUUUGUUGAAGAAAACUAGGAAAUCUGGUAUUGGGAAUCGAGUAAGUUUCGCUUGCUUGGAUGGGAAUCAUUCAAGCAUUCUGUGCUGCUGCCUUGCAAGCUAAUAUAGCACAGAUCCAAGUCCGGUUCGAGAUCGGAGUUUGGCACCCUGUGACCUCAUGGGACACAAGGAUGUCCUAAAAAUUGUUAACAAAAAAACAUACAA
Molecule: messenger RNA, 4406 nt
Organism: Nematostella vectensis (starlet sea anemone)
Lineage: Eukaryota; Metazoa; Cnidaria; Anthozoa; Actiniaria; Edwardsiidae
Product: bromodomain-containing protein 3
Exons: 27
Coding region: 77-3523 (1148 amino acids)
Biological process (GO): regulation of DNA-templated transcription; chromatin remodeling
Cellular component (GO): nucleus; chromatin
Source: RefSeq, a predicted model, not a curated record